AUAAAGCUACUGUACAUCUGCCGCGUGGGCAUCAUCUCAUGACCAUCUUUUGCUUUCUAUAAACAUAUCAGACUAUCCUCUAAAAUCUUUGACUCUAUCCUUUUUUUUUGAAAGGCACUUUGACUCUAUCCUGUUCUUGCAAUUUUCAACUCCAAUGGCUUCCAUUCACAAAUCUCUCUACAUUAAUGCAGUCUUCACUUUUUUCUUUGCUUUGCUAUGUUCUUCUCAUGCUUACAACUUCAAAAUCGGUGGCAAAGAUGGCUGGACUUUACAUCCUUCAGAAAGCUACAAUCAAUGGUCUGGCAGAAUGAGGUUCCUCAUCAAUGACACCCUCCAUUUCAAGUACAACAGCGGGUCAGAUUCAGUAUUGGUGGUCAACAAAGGCGACUAUGAUAGUUGCAACACAAACAACCCCAUCACCACCCUCACCGGCGGCGAUUCUUUUAUCAACUUGAACCGCUCAGGCCCUUUUUACUUCAUAAGUGGUAACAAAACUAAUUGUGAUCAAGGUCAGAAGCUAAUUGUGGUUGUUUUGUCACCUAAAAAGAGACUACCACCUGCCGGAGCUCCAGCUCCAGCAAUGUCUUCACUAGCUCCGAUAGGGUCCUCUGUUUCCGCACCACCAGAAUCUGGGGCGUCUAUUGCAGCUAGUCCGGUGGCUGGCCCGGAUGGAGGGGCUGCUUCUCCGACCGAUAUGAGUGCUCCGGCACCGGCGUCGGUGGCAGCAAGACCGGCGGUUUGUGCAACAUUAAGUGUGUUACUUGGCAUGAUACUAAUAUUUGGGUUUGGGUUGGUUUGUUAGUAUGUUUAUUUCUCGAGAGAAAUAUGAGCUAGGUUUUUAUUAAUUAAACUCUUGGUUGUCUGUUAAUAAAAUGAUUGAAUUUCUAAUUUAAUGAUAAUAUUUUUA
Messenger RNA from Erigeron canadensis, 907 nucleotides. Its product is annotated as early nodulin-like protein 2. Gene Ontology annotation, cellular component: plasma membrane. NCBI's taxonomy places the organism in Eukaryota, Viridiplantae, Streptophyta, Magnoliopsida, Asterales, Asteraceae. The transcript has 2 exons. The record is from RefSeq and is a predicted model, not a curated record. The coding region runs from base 155 to 802 and encodes 215 amino acids. Gene Ontology annotation, molecular function: electron transfer activity.